Messenger RNA from Eucalyptus grandis, 1158 nucleotides. Its product is annotated as LOB domain-containing protein 37. The transcript has 2 exons. Gene Ontology annotation, biological process: regulation of gene expression. Bases 184 to 891 code for a protein of 235 amino acids. The record is from RefSeq and is a predicted model, not a curated record. Lineage: Eukaryota; Viridiplantae; Streptophyta; Magnoliopsida; Myrtales; Myrtaceae.
AAGCUCGCUCAUUCCAAGCUCGCUCACCCUCUCCAUCUCUCUCUCUCUCUCUCUCUCUCUCUCUCUCUCUCUCUAGCCUUCGGUGGUUUUGCGGCGCUAAGUGGGGAAUCCCCGGUUCAGGAAAGCCAAGCGAGAAGUGGGUUUGCUUCGGUUUCUGGCGGCGGUGAUCGGACGUGCGCGGAGAUGAGCUGCAACGGCUGCCGGGUCCUUCGAAAGGGUUGCAGCGAGAGCUGCGUGCUGAGGUCGUGCCUGCGGUGGAUCCCCUCCCCCGAGGCCCAGGGCAACGCCACCCUCUUCCUCGCCCGCUUCUUCGGCCGCAGCGACCUCCUCUCCCUCGUCGCCGCCGUCCCCGAUUCUCAACGCCCCGCUCUGUUUCAAAGCCUGCUGUUCGAGGCGUGCGGGCGCACGGUGAACCCGGUCGGCGGGGCGGUGGGGCUGCUCUCCAGCGGCAACUGGCACGUGUGCGAGGCGGCGGUCGAGACGGUGCUCGACGGCGGCGUCGUCCAGGCCCUCUGCGGCGGCGCCGCCACCCUGGCCUUCGGGCUCGACCAAUCCGCCGACUCGCCCUUCUUCCCGCCGAGCACGUGCAGGGGGCAGAGCCUGCAGCAGUCCCUGCAGGUGCCGGCGUCGAUCCAGGUGGACGUCAACCUCGCCCUCCCCCUCUACGACCCGGACCUCAGCUUCAAGGAGAAGCUGCCCGGGAAGAGACGCGGCAAGAGGAGCCACGUGACAAAUAAUUGGCCCACCCGGACGACCACGACGACCACGGCGGCGGCGACCACCCGCCUGAGCUCCGAGGCGUCGGAGGUGAUCGACCCCCCGAGCGGCUACGAUCACGGCGGCGUGGGCCCCGGCGGUCAAGAGACGAAGCUCCUGAACCUGUUCGUAUGAGAGCGGAGGCAUUUGAUUUUCGGGGGCGAUUUUUCCUUUUUUUCUUUCUUUCUUUCUUUCUUUUGUGGGGGAGGGAUAAACCGGCGGUGUAGAAGUGAAGUAAAUGAAGGAGGGACGAUCGACCGGCCGGAAUUUUGCUCCGGCGGUUUUUUUCGUUUAAUGGUAUGUAGAGACCCUUUAGAUAAAACCGAAAGUACUCUAAAAAUAGAGAAUCUUACAUGUAAUGCCUUUUUUUUUAUAUAUUAAUGUCAGAUGAUUUCGUACCUA